AUGGGUUGCUGCCUGUCCAGCACGGCAGUGGAGCCGUCGUCCUCGUCAUCACUCCAUGCCGCCACGUCAUCAUCUCUCCCCCCUCACAAGCUCGUCAAGGACCCCAUGCUGACGUCAGCGACCAAGGUGGGCCCGGAAGGUUCCUUGGAAGCUCAUUACAAGCUUCUGGGCAACACGCUGGGGUGCGGCCGCGUGGCCUCUGUCAGGGAGGCAGUGGAGCGGGCAACGGGGGCGGUGGUGGCGGUGAAGGCAUGUUCCAAGAAGGUUCUUGGAGCACGCCCCGCAUACAUCAGCCGCGUCAGUGCUGCUCUCUCGCCCACCGCGCCCAUGCCACCCAUCACUCCUGCAUCUGCCAAUCUCUGCUUUCUCCUCCUUACGUCACUCACCCUUGCUGCUCCUUCUGACCCCUACCCUAACGUCUCUGCAUUGCCCCCAAAGAACCCACCCCGUCAUGCUCUCCCCCCCGUGCGUCCCCCUUCUUCCCUGUGCCUCUCCCCUCACCUCUUCCUUGCCAUCUCUGCACUUGACCGCUGCGCCUCACCGCUGCGCGCGCCGUCAGACCAUCGAGAUCGAGGCCCUGCAGCGGGUGAGCUUGCUCCCUGCCUCGCCCUCAUCUCAUUCUUCUCGCUUUCGAUCGACCCACCUCAUCUAUGGGCAGCGCCAGCACCGGCAUCGCCGCCCAUAAUCCGCCUGCUGGCAACGCACGAGGACAGCCGGCACCUGCACAUCGUCACGGACAAGGCCCAGGGCGGCGACCUCUUCAUGGCCCUCGCUGCACGCUGCUCCUUCACUGAAGCCGAUGCCGCUCACAUCGCAUGGCAGCUGCUGCAGGCGGUGGUUCUGUGCCAUGAGCGGAGAGAGGUAUGGGAGGCGCUGCAGUGUGCAGAGUGCUGUGUGCGCGCCCUUCAUCCAUCCCCUGCCACACGUUCCCCCCGUCACCAUCAUCCCCGCGCCCUCCUCCCCCAAGCAGCGCGGCAGCUGCUGCAGGCGGUGGCGCUGUGCCAUGCGCGGGGCGUCACCCACCGCGACCUGGUGAGCACCUGCCUGCCCGGGGGGCGGGCUGGGGUGACCCACCACCUGCCCUCGUUGCACACCCGUCCGCUCUCUCAUCCCCUGCGACCCGUUUUGGUGUGGCAGAAGCCGGAGAACAUCCUGCUGUCGGACGCGCACUCGCUCACCAUCAAGCUCGUUGACUUCGGCAGCGCCGCGCUCUUCCACCCCACGCACGCCCCAACCAUUGCCAACAGCACCACCAGUACGAGCGAGGCAGUGCCGGGCGCAGAGGGCGCGGUGGUGCUGCGGGACUUCAUGGGCACGGCAUUCUACGCCGCGCCUGAGGUGUGGCAACAUGCGUACGGCCCCCAGGCGGACGUGUGGAGUGCGGGAGCCGUGGUGGCCGUGCUGCUCACCGGGCCGCCCCCCAGUGGACUCACCCGCGCCACCGUGCACUCCAAUGCCACGUGGCAGGCCAUGCAGAAAGGAAUAGUUCCAACUUUACCCUCGGAAACCUCGCCAGCAGCGCAGUCGUUCCUGCGUGCCCUGUUGGAGCCCGACCCCUGGCAGCGCCCCACGGCCGCCCACGCACUGCUCCACCCGUGGCUGGCCGGCACUGCUGAGGGCGUUGCAGCUGCCGUUGCAGGGGACACGACACAGCCGGCUGUGGCGGCGACUGGUGCUUCCCUGGCGCGGGCAUCACCCCUGGUUGCAGCGCCCCUCACCGCCCUGCCUGGAGUGGGCGCAGAGGAGGCGAGCGCGGGAGAGAGAGUGAGUGGGGCUGCGGCAGAGAUGCAGAAGGAGGGGACAGGGAAGGCAGGCGAGGAGGACAGGGAGAGGAGCGCGAGGGACGAGGAGAGAGGGGAGAGGAACGGGGAGAUGGCAGCAAGGCGGGUGGGGCAGAAGGAAGAAGAGAUGUUAUGGAAGGGGCGGGCACAGGGAGGGGCGGCAGCAGAGGGGCGAGUGAGGGGAGGCGUGCAGCUGGAGGGGUCGCUGCGAGGCUUCCGCCUGUACGCAGCUACCAGGAAGCUUCAGCGCGCGUGCGUUGCCCUGCUGUCGCUGGAGCUCAGCGAAUCGGAGUUUCGACAGCUCGUGCGCCACCUGGCGAGUGCCACAUCAGCACCGGGCACGUCACUGGAGGCAGUGAGCGAAUCAGGUGGGACUGUGGAGGGGCAGAGCGAUGACAGGGGUGAGCAGCAGCAGCAGCAGCAGCAGCAGAAGCAGCAGCACCCCCCUUCAGCCAUGCUGUCGCUGCCAGCACUGCUGGCGAGUCUAGACGCACUGGGGCACGAGCGGUUGUCACAGCAGCUCAUGGGCGUGCACAGCAGCGUCAUGGCGCACAGCAUGCUGGCUCACGUGCUUCCCACUGUGACGCUGCAGGCAGGAGCGGUGCACAGCGGUGCCAGCGCUGCUGGUAGCAGUGCAGCGGGCGGGGAAAGCGAGAGGGAGGGUUGCGUGCGAGGUGGUUCUGGGCUUAUGAAGGGAGGCGAGGGGGAGAAGGGAGGAGAGGGUGGCGGCAGUGUGCAUGGCGGCAGCCUUCACGGCUCACGGCGGUUCGUCAGUGCGAUCAGAGCGAGGGAGGGCGAGCAGCACGAGGGGGGCGGCAGCCAGCACGGCUCACGGCGCUUCUUUGGCCUCUUUGGGGGUAGGGAGCAGGAAGAGGCGAGUAGCAGGGCGGGCGGCAGCCAGCACGGGUCACGGCGAUUCUUCACCAUGAUGCCUGGCAGCGGGGCGCCCAGCCCGGCAGCAGCAGGCGCGCCCAGCCCCGGAGGCAGCCUGCGCGGAAGCUUCCGCAUGGCCAGGCGCCUGGGGCUGCUGAGGACGGGUGGGGAGGAGGGCGAGGGCGAGGAGGAGGACAUGGCGAGUCCCGGUGCGGAUGGUGAUGUGGUGGGUGCCAUGGGUGGAAUGGGCGCUCGCAGUGCAGCCCCGCUGGCCCUGAGAGGGCCACUGUCUCCGCGCUCGCCGUCCGCCAGCACGCACAGCGACAACGCUGGUGGCUGGGCGCGACGACUCAACGCCCGCGCCAGUGCGGGCGGUGCCGGGAUGACGUGGCAGUCACCCGUUGGCCAAAGGAAGAGCCCUCUGGCCCUGGGUGUCUCGCCCCAGUCAGGUGGGCGGCAGCAGGGGCUAGGGGCGGUGGGGGGCGGUGCAAGCAAUGGUGCUACCACACUGCCUGCUGCUGCUAGUGCUGGGGCGGGUCAUGUGGAUCGCGGCGGGUUACCGGGUGUGGUGGGCAUGUUGAGCUGCCAGCGCGUGCAGUCGUGUGUGGACCUGGCGGCCAUGGGUGGCGCUGCUGGGGAUGAGUCAAGCCCCGCUGCACGCAAUGGCGGUUCCAGAGGGUGGGGGAGGGGGAGGGGGAAGGGGGGUUUCUGGGGCCCGGUGAAAGGGGGGGUGCAGGGAGGCACAUCGGUGCACGGAGAGUGCUUGUACAGGGAGUUUCUGCUCAGCGAGUGCACACCUUGA
This is a messenger RNA of Closterium sp. NIES-65, 3456 nucleotides long. Lineage: Eukaryota; Viridiplantae; Streptophyta; Zygnematophyceae; Desmidiales; Closteriaceae. The record is from the annotation of a GenBank genome assembly.